AUGGUGCACCAGGAAAAACGCGUUUACCAGGCCCAGAGGAAUGAGAGAGAGUGCAUCAGGCAGAAACUUGCCCUUGGCAGUUUCUAUGACGACGAGCCAGUCAUCUAUACCAGCUGCAGCAAGAACGGCCUAUCCUCCCGACUGCAGAGUGGGGUGAACCUGCAGGUGUGUUUUGUUAAUGACAGCAGCAGUGACAAAGACAGCGAUGCUGAGGACAGUAGGACAGAGACCAGUCUGGACACACCGCUGUCACCUGUGAGCAAGCAGAGCUCAUCGUUAUCGGACCGGGACACGGCGGAGGAGGACUCAGACCCGUUAGAUGACUUUGGCGGGUUCUGGCGGGUGCAGCGCAGGCUUCAGGAGGAGGCCCGGGUGGCGCUAGCUCUGGCUCGACCCAUGGCCCGUAUGCAGGUGGAGGUGGAGAGGCAAAUCCAGCUGCACAGACGUUCACCUGUGGCUGACUUGCUUCCCCAUCUGCCCCACAUCAGCGAGUGCUUGAUGAAGAGGAAUCUGAGGCGAGGGGACAUGAGGGACAUGAGUCUGGGACAGCUGCAAGUCAUCACAAAUGACUUACACUCACAGAUUCAGAGUCUAAAUGAGGAGCUGGUGCAGUUGCUGUUAAUGAGGGAUGAGCUGCACGUGGAGCAGGACGCCAUGCUGGUGGACAUAGAGGACCUCACCAGGCAUGCUCACAGCCAUCAGCGGCACCAAGCAGAGAAAGCAAUCUCGAAAUAAACACCCCGACUACACGUGUGUCCG
Perca flavescens (yellow perch) is the source of this 759-nucleotide messenger RNA. Its product is annotated as schwannomin-interacting protein 1. NCBI's taxonomy places the organism in Eukaryota, Metazoa, Chordata, Actinopteri, Perciformes, Percidae. The coding region runs from base 1 to 735 and encodes 244 amino acids. Gene Ontology annotation, cellular component: cell junction; plasma membrane. Gene Ontology annotation, biological process: positive regulation of hippo signaling. The transcript is spliced from 7 exons. The record is from RefSeq and is a predicted model, not a curated record.